This is a messenger RNA of Macrobrachium nipponense, 1626 nucleotides long. Its product is annotated as rho-associated protein kinase 1-like. The record is from RefSeq and is a predicted model, not a curated record. Lineage: Eukaryota; Metazoa; Arthropoda; Malacostraca; Decapoda; Palaemonidae. The coding region runs from base 1 to 1626 and encodes 541 amino acids. The transcript has a single exon.
AUGUCGUUGGUUGGAUCCCCGUUGUUGUUUGGAUCCGCCAACGUUGGAUAUAUUCUAGGCAAAAAUCUGGUAGUUUGUCUUCUCGGAGGGUUACUUGCGUAUGUAGUUGGAGAAUACUUCACCGAACUAUCAUCUUUGUCCCAAGAGAAGGAGUUACUACUGAAGGAGUUAGAGCAAGCCUACCUGAUGAACCUAAGUCUCCUGGACGAAAUUGAGGCCAGUAACGAUAAGGAAGAUCUUCUAGCCGAAACGAUUGAAGAACUGGCCAAGGAUUUAGCAGACGAACAGUUUCGCGUCGAAGAGCUUGUCACUAUUGUUGAUGAAGAUCAGCUGAGGCUGACGAAAGCUGAGAACGACAAUGAGGAUAUUGUUUCUCUGAAUCUGCUCCUAAGGAAGGAAAAUGAAAAAUUUCAAGAUGCGAUCAUCAAGCAAAAUAAGGAAAUUGACAAUCUGGAGACACAAGUGAAACGCAAAGGUACAGAAUGUGCAAGGAACUCAGAAGUUAUUCGAGAACUGAGAGAGGAAAUAACAGAUAACGAGUUAUACUGCGAUGUUCUCGAAGAGAAGGUCAAGAGACAUGAAGAAGAAGCAAAGAAAAUGAAGCAGCUGGUUUCAGAUCUCAAAGAAAACCUGAAAGAGUUUCAAGAUCAAGUAAAUGUUCUUCGUGCCAGAAAUUGUGAUCUCCAGAGCAGUCUGGAAAGAGAGGCACAUGAGAAUUUAGGUCUGGAGAGGAAAGUGCAAAUGCUUCAAGAUGGAAAUCAACACCUUCAAAAGGAUCUGGCUCUUAAGGAAUCGCAGAUGGUCGCUUCGAUGGAAGUGCUUCGCGAUGAAAGGAGGAAAAAUGAGAUCCUGGCAGAAGAGCUACUAGUGAUGAAAAAGUCGAUCGCUGAAUUAGCUGAAGAAAAGGAAAAAAUAAAUGAUUCACUCGAGGAAAAAGAAUUACACAUUAGCUCAGUAGUUGAAGAUAUGGAAAAAGAGAGAGAGAAGAAUCGCCUUCUGGUUGAAGAACUCCUAGUACUAAGAAACUGGAUCGCUGAGUUAGCAGAAGAAAAUGAGGAAAUAGAAGGAUCUUCUCAAGAGCAAGAGAAAAAUGAAGAAGACAAAGUUAAUGAAGUGGAGUCAGAGGUCACCCAGGACAAUGAAGGAUAUUCACAGGAAGCAAACGAAGUAGGAGAGUUAGAACGGGAGAACGUAAAUCAGGAAGACUUGGAAGUCACAGAGGACAAUAAAGAGGAAAGAGAAGAAAUGGAACAAUGUCCUCAAACUAAUAACGAAGAAAACAAUAAAGUGGACAAGAAAAAGACCAGCAAAAAGAAGAGGAGAAACAAGAAGAGGAGAAAGCAUCCUGGAGAAGAGGACAGCAGCAGGUUGUGCGUGGUCCAGUCUAUGGUCCUUGAAACGCACAAUGAAAACUUGCACAGUAUUAUGUUACCUGCUGAAUUCCAGGAGCUCCUCCAGAAAAAUGAAAAGUGUCUCGCCUUCGUCAAAUAUAAGAACAAUGUCGUGCUCAACUUCAUGCACCACGACAAGGCGCAUGUACGAGCUGUGCUUAGCAGAUGUUCCAAAUCUACUGCUGAGGAAGUUCUCGUCGAUAUCCAGAAAUUGCUUCUGAGGAUUCUAAAAUAG